ACGUCAUAUCCUACCUACCACUUGUUUAAAUAUGGAGGACAGCAUAGAGUGAACAGAGAAAAUGAGUCAAACUUCCAGUCGUGCUUCGACACCAGGCGGUUUUCCCAGAAUUCCUCCAAUCAUCACCAAUGAAUCUGAUCGUGUGUUUCUUUGUGAUCUGAAUGAUUACAUCGAAAGUGAAAUCCAGAAUGUGAACAGUGAGGAGGCAGAACAGAGAUACAUUGUUUACAGGGAUGCAUUUAACAAGAUAAUUGAGUAUGUAACAGCAUACAAGCCACUACUGACAGCCAUUAAGAAGGAGUACGAAUGCACUAUUGAUUCUAUCAGGAAAGGUCAGCAGGAGGCUGACUAUUUAAAUGGCAAACUGAAAGCAAUGGCCUCUGAGCCGUCUACCAUCAGAAAUUACAAAAAGAGAGCUGAUGAACUCGAAGAAAGGAAUGCGAUAAUCGAAAAAGAUAAUGAAAAGCUUCAACAGCAGUUACAGGAUCUGAGAUCUAAAAGACAGAAGAGAGAGGAGUUAGAAAGAGAAGUGGCAGAACCACCAAAGAGAGAGCUGAAAAAAGACCGAAGACUUAUACCAGGAUUAACACUGGAGGAAGCUACCGACUUAAACCUGCUGUAUAAAAAUUUAGACGUCUUAGAUCGACAACUAAAAGACUUAAAUAUAAGUUUUAGGACAAGAUAUGUUCCAAAAUCUCAAAAAGUUGACUUUAAAAACAAAUUAGAUUCUAAGGUAAAUACUAGAGACCAGUUAUUGCGGCAAGGCCUUAUCUACAGAGCAAAGAGAUAUCGAUUAAAAAUUGCUGUGGAGGCUGCACAAGCCUACAAUCGCUUCAAGCCUCCCCAUCAGACGGUGGGUGAUGCUGUAAUGUUUGCCAUUGCUCAGGCCACUGGACUGCAGGUGCAAGAAAAAGAGGCAGGGCAAGAGCAGAACCAGGGGGAGGGGGAGAAGAGGGAUGGUUCCCCCAGCGCUGUAAACACCACAUCGUUUGAAGAUGAUGACCCCAACAAGGAGAAGGAAGCAGAAAUGAUGCUGGAAUACAUCGAGAAGUUCAAUGAGUUGUUCGAGGAUGGAAAGUAUGAAGAGGCGGCCAUUCAUGCUGCUAAUAGCCCCAAAGGAAUCUUGAGGACCUCAGCCACGCUGGCCAAGUUCAGAGAUGUGAAGGUGAGACUGACCUAUCGAUCUCCACUCUUGGCCUUCUGUGAUGCCAUCAUGGCCUCUGUAGGAGCUGUUGGUACCAAGCCAACCAGUGAGUUGUCCACAGAUUGUGUACAGUGUGCCCUUAAUGAGAACAGACUAGAUCUUCUGUCCCACUGGAUAUCGCAGGACAGAUUAAUGCUGAGUGGACAAAUAGGUGAUUUGAUUAGUGGACACUGCAGCUGUAAGGUCCCAUGUAAAUGUGGCUGUCAGGCCCUGGCUCAGAAUGUUUACUCCAAACUCCACCGCCACCACCAGGCCAUCGUCUGCAUGCUCAAACAGGGCCGGGUCCAUGCAGGAAUCGAUUAUGCCAAAAACAAGUCUCCCUUCACAAAGGAGAUGUAUGUGGAGGUGCUGAGGAUGUGUCCAUCUCUACAACUUAUGCAUGCCCUUGUGGCAGAGGAUGACCAGGGGUCAAGGCCUCUACCUGUAGGAGUGGUCAUCUUGACUGUCCUGGAGAAUAACAGCUUUGAUCUGGUUUUACCAUUUAUUCAAGAACUGCAAAACACAAGAUCAGCAGAUGAUCCAAACACAAGUCUGUUUCAUGCAGCAGUGUUGGAUGAUAUGGAUACCAGCAGUGACCAGUGGGACUGUUUAGUGAGGAUCUUACAGGACCAGGGCUACGGUGAAACUGCCACCAAUGUUCUCUCCACCAUCACUGUCAUGUCUGCCAUGAAAACUGUUCUGUACAAGAGUCUGGCUGAUGACAGACCAGAGAGUGCUGCCACCCAGGGGUAAAUGAAGGGUGCUGCCACCUAGUGGUUUAGUGACCCGUACAUGUUGGCCUCCAGUUUCUGAGGAUUUCUGUGAUACUUGAAAUGACUAAGUGAACAAAUGUAAUUUGACACUGAAUAAUCUGCAAAUAAUGGAAGCAAUUAUAUUGUCCCCUGCCAUUAGACCUGAACUUACAAUGCUAAUUGUAUAUCUGUAUAUGAAAAAAAAAAAUUAAUAAAAAAUAAACAUCA
This is a messenger RNA of Ostrea edulis (European flat oyster), 2163 nucleotides long. RefSeq names its product clathrin heavy chain linker domain-containing protein 1-like. The transcript is spliced from 10 exons. The record is from RefSeq and is a predicted model, not a curated record. Bases 62 to 1936 code for a protein of 624 amino acids. NCBI's taxonomy places the organism in Eukaryota, Metazoa, Mollusca, Bivalvia, Ostreida, Ostreidae.